Messenger RNA from Pipistrellus nathusii (Nathusius's pipistrelle), 558 nucleotides. Lineage: Eukaryota; Metazoa; Chordata; Mammalia; Chiroptera; Vespertilionidae. The record is from the annotation of a GenBank genome assembly.
AUGGACGCGGCCGAGGUGGAGUUCCUGGCGGAGAAGGAACUGGUGACCAUUAUCCCGAACUUCAGUCUGGAUAAGAUCUACCUCAUCGGGGGGGACCUGGGGCCCUUUAACCCCGGCUUACCGGUGCAAGUGCCCCUGUGGCUGGCGAUUAACCUGAAGCAAAGGCAGAAGUGUCGGUUGCUGCCUCCGGAGUGGAUGGAUGUGGAAAAGUUGGAGAAGAUUAGGGAUAAUGAACGAAUGGAACAAACUUUUACCCCUAUGCCUAGCCCUUACUAUAUGGAACUGACCAAGCUUCUGUUAAAUCAUGCUUCAGACAACAUUCCAAAAGCAGAUGAGAUCCGCACCCUGAUCAAGGAUGUGUGGGACACUCGCAUAGCCAAACUCCGGGUGUCUGCUGACAGCUUUGUGAGGCAGCAGGAGGCACAUGCAAAGUUGGAUAAUUUGACCUUGAUGGAGAUCAACACCAGUGGGGCAUUCCUCACACAAGCUCUCAAUCACAUGUACAAACUCCGCACAAACCUGCAACCUUCUGAAAGUGCUCAGUCUCAGGACUUCUAG